Messenger RNA from Manacus vitellinus (golden-collared manakin), 1898 nucleotides. RefSeq names its product hypocretin receptor 2 (gene HCRTR2). Gene Ontology annotation, molecular function: orexin receptor activity. Bases 111 to 1610 code for a protein of 499 amino acids. The record is from RefSeq and is a predicted model, not a curated record. Gene Ontology annotation, cellular component: membrane. NCBI's taxonomy places the organism in Eukaryota, Metazoa, Chordata, Aves, Passeriformes, Pipridae. Gene Ontology annotation, biological process: circadian sleep/wake cycle process; feeding behavior; G protein-coupled receptor signaling pathway. The transcript has 8 exons.
GGCAACCACAAGCCUCGAUGGACGGGCGGGAGAAAGCUCAGAUGCUCUGAGAGGGUCUGGGUUUGUGUUUGUCGUUUUUUUCUCCCUAGCUCCUGGAGUAACCACCAGGGAUGUCCGGAAUUCAACCCGAGGAUGGUUCCCCUCCGUGCAGGAACUGGACGAGCGGGUCGGAACUAAACGAAACGCGGGAGGCUCUUUUAACUCCUUCCUCCGACUACGAUGAUGAGGAGUUCCUGCGAUACCUCUGGAAGGAGUACUUGCACCCCAAGGAAUACGAAUGGGCGCUGAUCGCUGGCUACAUCGUCGUCUUCAUAGUGGCUCUCGUCGGGAACGUCCUGGUUUGCAUUGCAGUGUGGAAGAACCAUCACAUGCGGACAGUUACCAACUAUUUCAUAGUGAAUCUUUCUCUGGCUGACAUUCUGGUCACAAUUACUUGUCUUCCAGCAACUUUAGUUGUGGACAUCACAGAAACGUGGUUCUUUGGGCAGACCCUCUGCAAAGUGAUUCCCUACUUACAGACAGUUUCAGUCUCUGUGUCUGUACUAACACUCAGCUGCAUUGCUUUGGAUCGAUGGUAUGCAAUUUGUCACCCUUUGAUGUUUAAAAGCACAGCCAAGCGAGCAAGGAACAGCAUUAUAAUUAUCUGGAUUGUGUCCUGCAUCAUAAUGAUUCCUCAGGCUAUUGUUAUGGAGUGCAGCAGUGUGUUCCCAGGAUUAGCCAAUAAAACCACCUUGUUCACAGUGUGUGAUGAGCACUGGGGAGCUGAGGUUUACCCCAAAAUGUAUCACACGUGCUUUUUUCUGGUGACAUACAUGGCACCAUUGUGUCUUAUGGUGUUGGCCUAUUUGCAGAUAUUUCGAAAGCUGUGGUGUCGCCAGAUCCCAGGAACUUCUUCUGUUGUUCAGAAAAAAUGGAAGCCCCUGCAGCCCUCAGCACAGCCCCGAGGGCUGGGACAAUCAACAAAGUCAAAGAUUAGUGCUGUGGCAGCUGAAAUAAAACAGAUUCAUGCAAGAAGGAAAACAGCACGUAUGCUAAUGGUUGUCCUCCUGGUUUUUGCGCUUUGUUAUCUACCAAUUAGCAUCCUCAAUGUCUUGAAAAGGGUUUUGGGGAUGUUUAAUCAUGCUGACGACAGAGAAACUGUGUAUGCCUGGUUCACAUUCUCACACUGGCUUGUAUAUGCAAACAGUGCAGCCAAUCCUAUUAUUUAUAACUUCCUCAGUGGGAAAUUCAGAGAAGAAUUUAAAGCAGCAUUUUCCUGUUGCAUCUUUGGCAGCCACCAUGACGAACGGUUCACCAGAGGUCAUGCCAGUACAGAGAGUCGGAAGUCCUUGACCACCCAGAUCAGCAAUUUUGAUAAUGUUUCAAAACUUGCAGAACACGUUGUAUUGACCAACAUAAAUACAAUCCCAUCAAAUGAUAUCCCAGCUGUGCUCAACCCAUCAAAAUCAAUGGAACUGCAUCUCCACAUACCAGGAAUGAACAUGACUUCAAACAUAGAUGAAGCCAUGACAGUUUCUGCAGAAGACACUCUCAACACAGAGAAUGUAGAGUGGGAUAAAUUCAUCCCUAGCAUAACGAAACUUACCUCGAUGGAGUUACAGCAAGGAUGACUUUGGCUCAAUACACUACAAACAACAGAGAGUGGCACAUGCUUUUACGUGUGAUACAGACUACAAUAACUGGACAAAGGGAUUCCUUCAAAAUAACUGCCUAUUCUAUUUUUUCUCAGUCUUACAGAAACCUACUUACCUCAGUAUGAGCUAAAGAACAUGUCUUUACAAGUCUUUUAAAGAUUGUAUUGUAUCAUACUUUGUAAAUACUGUAGAUAUUUAUUUUUAUAUAUUUUAGAUGCUGUGGAACGUUCUAAAAUGUAUCAUAUAAAGAAAUCUAAAUAUUUG